Messenger RNA from Xiphophorus maculatus (southern platyfish), 3367 nucleotides. RefSeq names its product desmocollin-2-like (gene dsc2l). NCBI's taxonomy places the organism in Eukaryota, Metazoa, Chordata, Actinopteri, Cyprinodontiformes, Poeciliidae. Gene Ontology annotation, biological process: cell-cell junction assembly; calcium-dependent cell-cell adhesion; blood vessel morphogenesis. The coding region runs from base 239 to 2920 and encodes 893 amino acids. The transcript is spliced from 16 exons. Gene Ontology annotation, molecular function: cadherin binding; calcium ion binding. The record is from RefSeq and is a predicted model, not a curated record. Gene Ontology annotation, cellular component: apical part of cell; lamellipodium; intercalated disc.
CGUUCAGGGCGUGUCCCUCUAGGUGUGACUGUCUGGAGUGUGUGCCAUUAGAGGCUGGAACGGAGCAGAACAAAGCGGUCCGCCCACGCACAUUGGAACAAAUCGGAGAAAGGGACGGGUGACAAAUCAACUAAUAGCGAGAUCUAAGAACAGCUGUCAUUAUUUGAGCAAGAGAGCAACUCCAGGUGGACUUUCCUUGAGUCGCUCCGGGACAAAGUCCGACUGCCUGUACUCUAAAAUGACAAAGGUUCUCAUUUACCCUGUCUUGUCGCUGCUGAUCCUUUCCUGUGUGGAGUCAUGUUAUAUUCCUGACUCUCUCCACGUCGUUUCGCCACAAAACAUUCCAGUUGGAUACCAGAUCACAAAAGUUGAAGCUGUUGGCUGUGACCCCAAGACACUUCGUUUAACCGUGGAGGACCCUAGCUUUACGAUACAAAGCAAUGGGGUAAUAGUAGCACUAAGUCCUGUCUCUGUGGCAACCAGAGGGCGGACAUUUUCUGUGAGGGCUCAGGACAAUAGUGGGCCGGAAAGUGAGAUGGAAGUUCACCUUGUCUGCAGUACAAAGCAGGAAACAAAUGAAAAUGGCCAAGUAAUUUUGAAGCGCACAAAAAGACGCUGGAGUCCUCCCCCCAUCAACAUACUGGAGAAUGACAUAGGGCCUUUCCCGAAAUUCUUGGAAACGAUUGUUUCAGAUUCAGAAGCCAAUCACAAUGUGUACUACACCAUUGAAGGACCUGGUGUGAACCUGGACCCAUCUGGCAUUUUUAGCCUUGACAGUGCUAGUGGGGCUCUGAAAGUGCACAGAACAUUGGACCGAGAAAUGAUUGCACAGUAUACACUAAGGAUUAAUGCUUUGGACAAAGUAUCCCAUGAGCCAAGAGAUUUGCCUUUGGACAUUGUAGUAAAAGUGGACGAUGUAAAUGAUAAUGCGCCAGUGUUCCAAGGCAAGCUUGAGUUUUCUGUGCUUGAGCAAACCUUAGCUGAGGUGGUGGGGAAAGUGAAUGCCACAGACAAAGAUGAUCCCGAAACAGACCAUGUGAGGAUCAGAUACAAGCUCAUUAAUGGGUUGGAUUUUUUUGCCAUCAACGCAGAAACCGGUGUUAUCACCACAAUCUCUAAGAACCUGGACCGAGAGACAAAAGAUACGCAUUUGGUUACUAUAGAGAUCAGAGAUUUGAAGGGUGCACCAAUGGGUCUUUCUAACACUGCUACCGCAACAAUCACCUUGAAAGACAUCAACGACAACCCACCAACUUUCACCCAAAGUUCAUAUAAAACUACAGUUCCAGAGAAUGAGGGUGAAAAACUUCUCCUGAGAAUUCCCGUGAAAGACAAAGAUUUAAUAAACACACCCAACUGGAUUUCCAAAUUUGUCAUCACGAAAGGAAAUGAAAAUGGAAACUUCAGGAUUGACACUGAUCCCAAAACAAAUGAUGGGCUUCUUUAUGUUACAAAGCCCUUAGAUUAUGAGAAGACCAAGAAUGUAAUGCUUGAGAUUUCGGCCCAGAAUCAAGAAAAGUUGGUUGGAGCCAGUACCAACUGGAUGUCCAUCCCUGUGGAGGUUGCUGUCACCGACAUUGAUGAAGGCCCAGAAUUCCUUCCUCCUACUGUUCGCUACACUGUCAAAGAGAACAUACCAAAUGGCACAGUGAUUGGGACGUACAAAGCUACUGAUCCGGAGACCAAGAGCAGUGAUGGCAUAUUGUAUUACAAGGUGUCUGAUCCAGGAUCAUGGGUUGGAGUGAACAGCAAUACUGGAGAGCUGACAGUUACGAACACCAUUGACAGAGAGUCCCCUCUUGUCCAGGAUGGGAUUUACAACAUCACUGUAAAGGCUGUUGAUGCCACCUCCAAAUCAGGAACAGGAACAGUUAUCCUUGUCAUAGAGGAUGAAAAUGACAACAAGCCAACAAUCCCAAAUAAAUUGACGAUGUGUAAAAAACCGGAUGGCAGUCUGAAUUCCCUGGUGGUUGUGGCUCAAGACAAUGACCUCAGUCCAUUUUCCAGCCCCUUCAGCUAUUCCAUGCCAGCAAAACACGAUGGAAAUUGGGAUGUGUCUCCAUACAAUGGAACGGCGGCUCAGCUGAUGCAAAGGAAAGAACUUCCUCUAGGGUUUUACAAGGUCUCCUUCAUCGUAAAAGAUCUGCAGGGAAUUGGUGAUACUCAGACUACGACAGUAAGGAUCUGCCAAUGCAUGAACGGAGCAUGCAUAAAAAAAGGUCGCUCUAUCGAAUUGGGGCCACUGGGUAUCCUGACCUUGUUGCUGCCCCUGUUCCUCCUCCUGCUGCUCUGUUUACUGAUGUUCUCUUCUUGCACUACAAAGUCAGAGAAGGUUCCACUUGACGAUGAAGGAUUCAGUAGUGGAAUCCUCCUUCCAUCGAACACAGAGGCCCCCGGCGAUGAAGUGGAUUCCUCGGCUUUUACCAGCACUUCAUUUGAGCAGGCAGUAAAAGGUUCAGUCAAGGGCACUCUAAUGAGCCCUGGAUGGCUGGGAAACAAAAGCACAAGCACAAUUGGAGGCCAUAGUGUGCAUGAAAAUGGAUUCCAACAAUCCUUCGGUCUUAAUACAGUGAAUACUCAUAAUAUGUCCUCUAGCCAGUUUGAUCAGUACGGUCAGCAUGUUGAGAGUAAACAUCUAAGAAAUGGCAUGGAUUCUGAUCAAUACAUUAAGGACAAUGCUCUAUAUCGUACUUGGCUGACACAUGACCUUUAUCUGAAAAAGAAACUGGCCCACAUGGGAAGAGAGAGGGACGAACGCUAUGCCAGUGAUGUCAUGCACUCCUAUGACUACGAGGGGAACGAGUCCGUCCAUGGCUCCGUGGGAUGCUGCAGUGAGCAAGGCGACAAAGAAAAUCUCGACUUUUUGAACACACUUGGGCCAAAGUUCAAAACUCUUGGAGAAGUCUGUACAAAGAGAUGAAAAAAGAUAAUGAAGUGGUUUAGGUUUACUUUUCAUUGUACAAGAUUUAGAUGCCUGGGUUAUGAAUGCUUGGUAUGGUGCUGAAUGUUUAUCAUGUUAGUGUUUCAUUAUGACAUUUUGGAUUUUUUUUUCUUUUUUGGUAGAAGUCUUUUGCACUGUAAACAAAGCAGUUGUCAGUUUCAGACAAGCCAUGUGACGCUUUCCUUUGUGGUAAUUUCCUCCUAAAGCCUUGGUUAUGUUCAAAUUGAGAUGUAUAUGAAGAUAAUUUCAAGCUCAAUAUCUGUUUAUAAUGACUUGAUUGUUUAGCUUUUAUUAAUCUUGUGUUCACAGAGAAAAAUGUAUUUUUAUUGUCAGUUUUGUACCUAUAGUUUCUGAGGUAUUUUAUUCUAUUUUUGGCUGACAUUUCACACAGUGUUCUAUGUAUAAAACAAUUUUUUUUUAAAUACG